This is a messenger RNA of Lactuca saligna, 594 nucleotides long. NCBI's taxonomy places the organism in Eukaryota, Viridiplantae, Streptophyta, Magnoliopsida, Asterales, Asteraceae. The record is from the annotation of a GenBank genome assembly.
AUGAGCACUUUUCAGACAUCCUUUGAUUCGACCGUUGCAAAAGCAAACGAAUCCAUAUCCAGUCUGAGUACUUACCUUCGAACAGAGAAAGAGGCUUUGGAGAAGGUUCUCACUAACAUCAAAGCCUACUACUCAGAGCUCAACUCUUCCAUCACAUCAAAAAUAGAAAAGCUUCAAGACGACUUGGCCACAGAGAGCAAAAUAAUGGAUGCUCUCGCACUCAAGACGGAAAAGGUAAAGGUUUUGACUAUCAAGUUGGAUCAUGCUAAGAAGAAGAUCAAUGAGCACUUAUCUGAAAAAAUUGUUAUAAAGAGUUGUAUUGCAUAUGUGAACGCCUUACUCUCUCACAUAAUCGAGACUCGUGACUCUAUGAUCAUGAUGACUAUCAAGAAGCAUUUGGCUGAAAAGCUUCAUCCUGUGUUUGCUACGCUCAACAGGUUAGAAGGUGUUUCAGAUUUGAGCUCAAUUCCGAAACAGGGGGAAACUUUGAAGAAAUCAAAGAAAGAAAUCCCAAAACCAACUGCAAAGCCAAAGUCUGAAAACGAACCGAAGGAUAAUGUACCUUCGGAUUCGAAAGGAAAAGAGAAGUUGUAG